GAUGCAACUGCAUCAGAGUUAAACGCCAGUUGAAAUGCAUUCCGGAGCUGCAGUCGCCUUCAUUUUGUCAGCACUGAUCGCUGCCCUAAUCCUGCCCAGGCAAACUGCAGCCAUUCCCCUGGAUGAUGACAACGUGGACAGACCAAACACAGAUUAUCCAGCCUUGUUUCGAGCCUUUUUGGACAUGGGAAACGCGCUCUUCGGCACCUGGACUCCCGAUGGGGCGAUAGAGGAGUUUAUACGCAAACAGGAAGCUCAAGGGCUUAGCCAUUAGCUCUCCCCACUUUCCACAUGUGUCCAGAUAAUGUUGCAUAAGUUUUGCAUGCAACAAUAAAGACGAAGGAAGUGGGUUUACCUGUGGCGAUCCAAAGUAACGUUUUAAUUAUGCACGCUUCAGUUUUGGCCAGAUCGGCAAUCAUUACCACUUCGUUUGGCAUUCGCUAUAAGAUAUUCGUGUCUUUAUCUUAGUUUGAUACCCUGCCAAAAGAGUACUUUACAGGCCACUUAUUUUUACAGCUUAUUCCAAAAAAAUAAAAAAUCAUUGACAACUUUAA
Molecule: messenger RNA, 554 nt
Organism: Drosophila simulans
Lineage: Eukaryota; Metazoa; Arthropoda; Insecta; Diptera; Drosophilidae
Exons: 1
Coding region: 35-274 (79 amino acids)
Source: RefSeq, a predicted model, not a curated record